CACUGAGCGUCUGCGGCGCCGUCUUCACAAUGGAGCUGGUCGCCUGCAAUACACACUACCGCAGAUGCUACCACGGCGAGACAAAGACAGCAACACAGAUCUUUGUCCUCGAAAAACACAGUCACUUUAGAGGAACCAUCCACGGAUCCACAGCCACAGAUCUGGCACCCGUAUAGGGUCGAACGUAUACCUUUUCAAGACCAUCUGGAGCUUUCUUUCUCAAAGACACGACUCUACGACAAUCACGUACCGUAAUAUCUAAUCGCUGCCAAAACCACCAUGUUCACCAUCACCAUCACCAAUGCAAUCGCACUCUACAUCUCCGUUCUAUUCCACACCAUGUUCGCACCCAGCCAUGCGCUCCCUAAUCUCCAGCGCCGCGGCCUCCCCGGAGCUGUCUACACCUGCGCCGGCGAGAACUUCUCCGGGGGCUGCGGCUGGUCCCUCCCAACAACAAACUGUCGCAUCGCGACCGCGGAAUCAAUAGGUCCCGACCCCGGCGGCUAUUGCACGCUGUACAAAAACUUCGACUGCACCGAGUCCGUCCGCACCUUGCGCUUCCCUGGCGUCUCGUCUGGCCUGCCGGAGUACAUGUCCUUCAAGUGCGGCGUCGGCGUGGGGAUUUCGGGGACUGUUGCGCCUCAGGCGAAUGCGAAUGCGGAUCUCAGCCUUAAGGCGUUACCGGCGGAUAGGCUGGCGGGCGGUGUGGGGAGUGAGGAGAGGAAGAAGCAUUUGAAGGAGCUGCAGGCUAUGGAGAGGGAUGGGUUUAGUGAGGGACUGAUUGGGUUGAAGAAAGAUAUGUAUUAUUAG
This is a messenger RNA of Macroventuria anomochaeta, 810 nucleotides long. RefSeq lists its product as uncharacterized. The record is from RefSeq and is a predicted model, not a curated record. Bases 280 to 810 code for a protein of 176 amino acids. The transcript is spliced from 2 exons. NCBI's taxonomy places the organism in Eukaryota, Fungi, Ascomycota, Dothideomycetes, Pleosporales, Didymellaceae.